AAAACUGUGACCCACCUCACGCAUAGUAUUGUGAGUUUUCAGUGCACACUGAGAAGGUCUUCACACCCCUUGUUCACAAUAACCUACUAAUACACAGCCAUGGAUGAGGAAAUCGCUGCCCUGGUCGUUGACAACGGCUCCGGUAUGUGCAAAGCCGGUUUUGCUGGAGAUGAUGCCCCUCGUGCUGUCUUCCCCUCCAUUGUUGGCCGACCCAGGCAUCAGGGAGUGAUGGUUGGCAUGGGACAGAAGGAUUCCUAUGUGGGAGAUGAGGCUCAGAGCAAGAGAGGUAUCCUGACCCUUAAAUAUCCCAUUGAGCACGGUAUUGUGACCAACUGGGAUGAUAUGGAGAAGAUCUGGCACCACACUUUCUACAAUGAGCUGCGUGUUGCCCCUGAGGAGCACCCUGUCCUGCUGACAGAGGCUCCCCUCAAUCCCAAAGCCAACAGGGAGAAGAUGACACAGAUCAUGUUUGAGACCUUCAACACCCCUGCCAUGUAUGUGGCCAUCCAGGCUGUGCUCUCCCUGUAUGCUUCUGGUCGUACUACCGGUAUCGUGAUGGACUCCGGUGAUGGUGUGACCCACACCGUGCCCAUCUACGAGGGUUAUGCUCUUCCCCACGCCAUCCUGCGUUUGGAUCUGGCUGGUCGUGACCUGACCGACUACCUGAUGAAGAUCCUGACCGAGCGUGGCUACAGCUUCACCACCACGGCCGAGAGAGAAAUUGUCCGUGACAUCAAGGAGAAGCUGUGCUACGUGGCCCUCGACUUUGAGCAGGAGAUGGGAACCGCGGCCUCCUCUUCCUCCCUGGAGAAGAGCUACGAGCUGCCUGAUGGGCAGGUCAUCACCAUCGGCAAUGAGCGUUUCCGUUGCCCUGAGGCUCUCUUCCAGCCUUCCUUCCUGGGUAUGGAAUCUUGCGGUAUCCAUGAGACCACCUUCAACUCAAUCAUGAAGUGUGAUGUGGACAUCCGUAAGGACCUGUAUGCCAACACAGUGCUGUCUGGAGGUACCACCAUGUACCCUGGCAUUGCUGACCGUAUGCAGAAGGAGAUCACUUCCCUUGCUCCUUCCACCAUGAAGAUCAAGAUCAUUGCUCCCCCUGAGCGCAAAUACUCAGUCUGGAUUGGUGGCUCCAUCCUGGCCUCCCUGUCCACCUUCCAGCAGAUGUGGAUCAGUAAGCAGGAGUACGAUGAGUCUGGCCCUUCCAUUGUCCACAGAAAGUGCUUCUAAACAGAACUGUUGCCACCAUAAAUGGCCAUGCAGUAGGAUUCAAACGACCAACCUAAACCUCUCGAACAAGAUGACAUCAGCAUGGCUUCUGCUCUGUUUGGCACAUUGACUCGGGAUGCGGAAAC
Molecule: messenger RNA, 1352 nt
Organism: Sinocyclocheilus rhinocerous
Lineage: Eukaryota; Metazoa; Chordata; Actinopteri; Cypriniformes; Cyprinidae
Product: actin, cytoplasmic 1
Exons: 6
Coding region: 100-1227 (375 amino acids)
Source: RefSeq, a predicted model, not a curated record